Molecule: messenger RNA, 1586 nt
Organism: Phialemonium atrogriseum
Lineage: Eukaryota; Fungi; Ascomycota; Sordariomycetes; Cephalothecales; Cephalothecaceae
Product: putative threonyl-tRNA synthetase
Exons: 1
Coding region: 78-1571 (497 amino acids)
Biological process (GO): threonyl-tRNA aminoacylation
Cellular component (GO): cytoplasm
Molecular function (GO): ATP binding; threonine-tRNA ligase activity
Source: RefSeq, a predicted model, not a curated record
GAAAGCUCCCCUUCAGGUCGUUCAAUCUUUGGCGAUACUGAAGAGUUGAAGGCUGGAGAAGCCCAAGUUGCAAGGGGAUGCUCCGUUCACGGGCUGCCAGAUGGAUGCCGCGGAGUCUGCAUAGAUCUCGACCGUCGCCCGUCUUGUUUCUGUCGCGCCAACACUGUCGACAAUGCUCGUCGCAUUCGUCUCCUCCCCCGAGGAUCCCGCCUGACCACCGAAAUCUCGGGGUCCAACAAGAGCUCUUUACAACAUCGAUAUAUAGCCCCGGCUCGCCAAUAUUCCUCCCCAAUGGCGCUCGCAUUUUCAACCGGCUCGUCGACUUCCUGCGCAAGCAGUACGUCUACUACGGCUUCCAGGAAGUAAUCACUCCGACGAUCUAUAAGAAGGCUCUGUGGGCAAAGUCAGGCCACCUUGAGAACUACUCCGAAGACAUGUUCACGGUGACGAGCACAUCGCCCUCACGUGCAGAUAGUUCCGAGAACGCCCAAGACGACGAGUACGGCCUGAAGCCCAUGAACUGCCCCGGGCACUGUCUCAUCUUCGCCUCCCAGCGACGCAGCUACCGCGACCUGCCGGUCCGAUACGCCGACUUCAGCCCCCUCCACCGCAACGAGAUUUCUGGUGCCCUGAGCGGCCUGACGCGCGUACGGCGCUUCCACCAGGACGACGGGCACAUAUUCUGCCGGCCGGCGCAGGUCGAGGAAGAGAUCCGGAGGACAUUGGACUUUGUCCGUGUCGCCUACAGCGUGUUCCGCCUCGGCCCCUACAGGUUGGCGCUGUCCACUCGCCCGUCCGAGCACUACAUUGGAAGCCUCGAUGAUUGGGACCGCGCCGAAGGGGCCCUGAAAAGGGCGCUUGACGCGGGGGGCCAGGAGUGGACACUCAAUGAGGGAGACGGGGCCUUCUAUGGGCCAAAGAUCGACAUCAUACUGCGGGACUCCGACGGCAAGGAGCAUCAGACCGCUACCAUACAGCUAGAUUUCCAGUUGCCCAAGAGGUUUGAGCUGGAGUACCAGGCUCCAGCCCCAGAGCUGGAGCAGAAGGGCGAAACGACGACAGACCCGGAACUUCUAGCCGUCUCCGGUUCCGUCCGCCCGGUCCUUAUCCACAGAGCUGUCCUUGGUUCCGUGGAGAGGCUUAUGGCACUCCUGAUAGAACAUUACGACGGGAAGUGGCCUUUCUGGCUCAAUCCCCGCCAAGCCGUGAUUCUCACCGUCAACGACAGCGCGCCGGUUGUUGGUUGGGCCCAGAAGACCCGAGACACGCUGUUGGGAACGGCGGUCACGAGCGGGGACGGCAGCCUAAUGGAUAGGCCGAUACAACCCUCGGAACUGACUGUUGACGUGGAUGACAGUCCUCGUAGCCUCGCACUGAAAGUGCGUGAGGCGAAGAGCAAAGGAUACGGAAUCAUAAUUGUAAUUGGCCCUAGGAAUGUGUCGAAGGGAUCUGUUACUAUCGACACCGCUGGGAUACCCCAAGGCACCGACUCGAAGGCCGAGAAGUCCUUGGAGAUGACGCCAGAAGAGCUUCUUGAGUUCAUGAGAGCCAAAGUAGAAUCAUAUCAAUGAAGUCUCUCCUCUCAA